Spodoptera littoralis (African cotton leafworm) is the source of this 387-nucleotide messenger RNA. NCBI's taxonomy places the organism in Eukaryota, Metazoa, Arthropoda, Insecta, Lepidoptera, Noctuidae. The record is from the annotation of a GenBank genome assembly.
AUGAACAAAAUAUUUUCCGGCAAUUCAGAAUCGACUGCAUCAUCUACCAGUUCCAUACCCGUUUCCAUGAUAAUCAGCUUGGACUUUUGGAUUUUGAUACAAAAUUUUAUUCGCUUUAGUAACUAUAGUUUCAUAAUACCUAUUUAUCACGGUAGUUACAACUGCAUUCGCAUGAACCACUUAUUUACACUAGGCAUCUGCACGAAUCGCCACGUAAAUAUCCUAAGGACGGAAAAUGGUAACAAUUCAAUUUCGCUUUUUUGCUACAGUCAGUAUCAAAGAUUUGUACGAGCAGUAAGCUUCAGCAUUGAAGGCUUGGCUUUACGCCAAUUUUGCGAUCAAAGCACCUUCGGCUGCUUUGCUGUCUCAUUACGAACAGUGGUGUGA